Bipolaris sorokiniana ND90Pr is the source of this 1298-nucleotide messenger RNA. RefSeq lists its product as uncharacterized. The transcript has a single exon. NCBI's taxonomy places the organism in Eukaryota, Fungi, Ascomycota, Dothideomycetes, Pleosporales, Pleosporaceae. The coding region runs from base 119 to 883 and encodes 254 amino acids. The record is from RefSeq and is a predicted model, not a curated record.
CUUUGGACGCGUCGGUGUUUACCUCAACCACCACUUGACUGACAGCUCACUGUCUCCAUCCUACACUUGAUUAUCCUUGUUCCUGCCCUCCAGUUGCACAGUUUCAAGUAAAGUUAUAAUGCAUCUUCAAAGCACCCUUCUGGGCUUUAUCGCCCUAACUACAGCUACUAACGUCCCAUCACCACAACACCUCUUCGCAAAUCCUUCGGUACCCGAGAAGUCCAACUACAAGAUUCCUACUGUCCAUGAAUCCGCCGUCCAAGCCCGCAGAAUCAUGCGCCUGGAGAACAUCGGCACACUCUCCACCAUUUUCCCCAACGCGCCUCACGCCACCGAGCAACGACCCUCUGAAGUGGCGGGCACGCCCAUAGGUCUCAUGGACUAUUUCGGUGACUGCGAACCUGAGUCCGGCAACCCGACCAUUCUCGCCAUCACCAUCGCCACAUCUUUCAAGAACGUCGACGCUGGGUCCAACAUCACGCUGAGCAUGCGCUGGCACCCUCAAGAUAAUAAGUGGCGCAGUCCCGCAUCGCUUCCGCGCUUCUCGCUCAUAGGCCAUUUGGAAGACAUUGAUAUGGAUGCUGUAGAGAAACUAGGCAUGACAGCUUGCUUUGUCAAGAAGCACCCCGAUGCUGCGUGGUGGCUUCCAGGCAACAGAAUUCAUGAGAGCAAGUGGGUAAGGCUGGUCGUUGACGAUAUUUACUGGAUCGGAGGUUUUGGAGACCGCGCAUACAUUGGCUGGAUUCCCAAGGAGGAGUGGUUCAGCGUUACCCAGGAUGAGAUUGAUGGCGUUCAGUUGCCGGGUGAGAAGAGCAGUGCUUGGGGUACCUUGAGCAGUUGGUUCGGCCUUGGUCAGCAAGAGCAGGGUUUAUUUGAGUUGUAGGGCUGUUGAUGAUUAAUGACUAGAUCAUACAUCGGACAUGAGAAGUUGGUGGAAAUCAAGGGCUCUGCUUAUGAUUCCCGUAGCAUGACGUUAUUUACGGACUCGAUAGUACACGAUUUGAUUGUUACCCGACAUGUCAUUCUGCCUCUACUUUCCUAAGUCUUCCGUACAUAUCGUCUGGAUUGCACCUGUUCCUAUCAACUACUCAGCAAUACUAUACUUGCCUACGACGUCUUCAUACUGUGUUGCCACCAGGCUCUCCGUUGAAAAUCGCGUCAUUAUAGAUUUUCAUAUCACUCGUUGCAUAAUAUCACCAUGCGGACUUCAGCAAAAAUGAAUUCUUUUUUUCGCAAUAUCGACAUGUAUUCUGUAUUUAUCUUAUGACUCCUCGCCGUUGUAUAAAUUUCUACCACAG